Molecule: messenger RNA, 468 nt
Organism: Aureococcus anophagefferens
Lineage: Eukaryota; Pelagophyceae; Pelagomonadales; Pelagomonadaceae
Exons: 1
Biological process (GO): protein folding
Cellular component (GO): cytoplasm
Source: RefSeq, a predicted model, not a curated record
CCCGUGGGCAACGGCGGCGUCGCGGAAUUCUACGCGUGGACGCAGACGCUCGCGGAGACGACCGUGACCGUCGACGCGCCGCCGGGCACGCGGUCCAAGGACGUCACAUGCAAGAUCACGGCGGGCCGCAUCUCUCUAAGAAUCGCCGGCGUCGACGACGUCCUCGAGGGCGAGCUCUACGACAAGAUCAAGGACGACGACUCCAUGUGGACGCUCGACCACGCCGACGACGGCCGCGCGGCCGUCGUCCUCACCUUCGAGAAGACGCGCGAGACCUGGUGGCGGAGCGUGCUCAAGGACGCGCCGAAGCGCGACACGAUCGACGCGACGCAGGUCGACAGCUCGAAGAAGAUCGACGAGUACGACGAGAAGACGCAGGGCGCGAUCCGCAAGAUCAUGUUCGACCAGCGCCAGAAGCAAAAGGGCGAGAAGACCUCCGACGAGAUGAAGAUGGACGCGAUCCUCGAC